AUGGGUUCCAACGAAGCUCGAAAUUGUCCUCGUCGCCCACGACUACUCCGACACCCGGGCUUGGCAACCUCUCCCAAUGCGGCACACCAACCGGGCAGAGCGAAUGAGAAGGCAGGACAGCUCUGCGCCAUUAACCCCGACAUUCCAGGGAGGGGAACCGUGCAGCAAACCAUCUUGUUUAGCCUCAUCGGACUUUCAAAGGGGGAUUGA
Penicillium hordei is the source of this 210-nucleotide messenger RNA. RefSeq lists its product as uncharacterized. The transcript has a single exon. The record is from RefSeq and is a predicted model, not a curated record. The coding region runs from base 1 to 210 and encodes 69 amino acids. NCBI's taxonomy places the organism in Eukaryota, Fungi, Ascomycota, Eurotiomycetes, Eurotiales, Aspergillaceae.